GAUCACCAUCACCGAAAGGAGUAUAUUGGAAGAGUGCAGGAUUCUAGCGUCGGAUCAAUGUUUACGAUGCACUCGUGUCACACAAAUACACAAUACAUAAUAAAAUUACACAUAUGUCAAUAUUUUAAUGAUAAUUAUUAUGUAAAUUUUAUUUUUAUUAUUUUAGCAGCUUAUAAAUGUUGGUUAAGAUGUAAUUAUUGGAAUACCUAUUCUAGGGGGGGGGGAUUUGAACUUUUAACCCCUCUCCACAUAUUCUAUUAUUCUAUUGUAUUUAUGUUAUUGUGAAUAUUGUUUAUUACAUAUAUGUUAUAACCUAUGUACUGUACUAUUUGCACUUAUAAUAUAACUUACUAUUUUAAUUAAUAAAUAUAGACAUAUUUAUAUUCGGCGAUAUGCCUGUAUGCAGGGCUGCAUGAACAAUCACUAAACAUUUAAUGAAUCAAUGGUGCAAGCUACAAUAUGAUCCUUUAAACAAGAUUUAGGGGCCCAUGAUUGGUCCAUUAUAUUUUAGUGAACCAUUAACUUAAUACAUUUUUUAUGCGACCCGCGGUACUACUAUACUAUUAUACGGCGUUUAAUGUGACGGUUUUUUUUUGUGUCUUAUGAUAUGCGCACGCGCAUUCUGACCACACACACACACAACAUAUGCCGUACGCUUGGACGCGCGCGCAAUUGACUCGACACACUUAAUGAUAUUCACCAACUCGCGACGGCCGGACGACGUGAGUGUGCACCAUGAAACUCCACCGGCCGCUGCACGUCUGCGCGUACCUGUUCGGCGUGUUUCCGGCGGCGCGGACUCCGGGCCCGCCACCCCGACGUUUCCGGGUCCACUGGCCAGGCGUGGCGCUCAAAGCAUUCCACACGGCGCUCUACUGGCUGGUGUCGCUGAUCGUCAGCGUCGUGACCAUCCGGAACUUGAAGAACUACCAGAAGAUGGCCAAGAAGCUGCUGGCCACCCGGGUGCUGGACAUCGACGAGCUGUUCGUGUACAUGAUGUUCGCCGGAAUCGCGGCCACCACCGCGUGCCAGGCCCACAUGGCGUGGCCGUCCGUCGUCCGUGCCACCAACGAGUGCUUCUUCGACCUCUGUCAGCUGGACCACGUCACCGGUGUCUGGCAGCACUUAUCUGCAUACGCCGUCGUGCUGUUCGUCGCCUACGAGUUCGCCAUGUACUUCGUCUUAAUCACGUACAAGUUCCCGUUCCCUUUGGCCAAAUUGAUUUGCUUGUUCCCGCCGCUGUCCAACAUCACGUGCGUCGUCGUCGAGCAGUUCUUUUACCUGAUGUGUGUGUCGCUGUAUCUUCGGCUACGGGCACUGCAUGAUGAUAUCGAGACGCUAGUGCACAAGGCCGAGCACCCGCGGUGGAGAUGCUGGGCGUCUGUGGCCACGGGCGGUGGCGGUGGUAGACCCGUGGCCGGCCGGAUGGGGAUACCCGCGUUCAGCGCGUCCGAUAUACGCGACCUGCGGGCCGUGCACCGCGCGUGCAUGGAACUGUUCGCUCGCAUUAACCGUCUGUUCCAGUUGCCGCUGUCACUAUGCAUGUUCGACUGUGUGUUCCGCAUCAUCGUCUAUAUGUACGGCAUCGCGUUCGACGUGACCAUCGUCAUAUGGGAGAAGAAGAAGCACGUAAACUACGCGAACACCGCCAUGUGGUCGGGUUACUGCGUCAUUCGGAUCAUCCGGCUAUGGUACCUGUACCUGUGCGAACAUUAUGUGACCAAAAAGAUUUUACCAAUUCGUUUGUCACUUAGCUGGCUUUCGUUGGUUUUAAAUCCCGUUACAAGCCGGAGACUGAUGCCCGAGAUAAUUCUAUUUCAACAUCAACUUGAUACCAUCAAGUCCAAGUUUGAAUUAUUUGGCAUUUUAAACAUCAAUAUGACGUUGUUUUAUGCUGGAUUUGGCACUACAUUGGCGUAUUUAGCGCUUUUAUUACAGUUUUUUGCAUUUAAUCAGAUUUCAAUGGCAUCCAUUUCCACAAGCAAUGCAACAAACGCUGACAAAUAAUUUAUAAUUAUUGAUUUGUGGUAACUAUACGUUAUAUAAAUUUACGUAGGUAACUACGUAAAUAUUUACAUUCAGAUUAAGUCUAAUUUAAUCAUGCUUUACAUACAGCACACAUAUUUUAAACGAAACAUGUGCAUAAUAAUAAUAUAUUAUUAUUUAUCAAACUGUACUUACGAAGAAUGUACAAAUAUAUUUUAAUAGAUUCACGACAAAAAGAGAAAAUAAUGGAUAAUAAUUAUAAUAUAGCAUAUGAUGUAUAAAUAGAGGAGCACAAUUAUUUAUUAAGCUACUUACUGAAUAAUACUAAAUUGAUUGAUAAUAAUAUUAAAUUUAAA
This is a messenger RNA of Acyrthosiphon pisum (pea aphid), 2342 nucleotides long. RefSeq lists its product as uncharacterized. The coding region runs from base 736 to 2007 and encodes 423 amino acids. Gene Ontology annotation, cellular component: membrane; neuronal cell body; axon. Gene Ontology annotation, biological process: sensory perception of taste. The record is from RefSeq and is a predicted model, not a curated record. The transcript has 5 exons. Lineage: Eukaryota; Metazoa; Arthropoda; Insecta; Hemiptera; Aphididae.